Molecule: messenger RNA, 1814 nt
Organism: Malurus melanocephalus (red-backed fairy wren)
Lineage: Eukaryota; Metazoa; Chordata; Aves; Passeriformes; Maluridae
Gene: PXMP4
Product: peroxisomal membrane protein 4
Exons: 4
Coding region: 59-700 (213 amino acids)
Cellular component (GO): peroxisomal membrane
Source: RefSeq, a predicted model, not a curated record
CGGGCGGGGCGCCGCCCCCGGAAGCAGCGUGCGGCAGGGUGCCGUGGCCGGCGGGGCCAUGGCGGGCGGUGCUGAGCGCCUUCGAGCUCUUCUCCGYGCCGUCAACCUGUUCCUGCAGCAGCGCCGCUACCACGCCGCGCUCGCCGUCCUCAAGGGCUUCCGCAAUGGUGCCGUUUAUGGAGCCAAAAUCCGUGCCCCACACGCCCUGGUGAUGACUUUCCUGUUCAAGAGUGGAAGUUUAAGGGACAAACUGAAAUCCAUUGCCCAGGCUACGUACGCUCAUUCCCGGAACUUGGCCUAUUUCGUGUUCACCUACAAGGGGCUCCUGGCAGCGCAGUCCCAGCUGCAGGGGAAAAAAAUCCCAUUCCAUUCUUUCCUUGCAGCCUGCAUUGGGGGCUGGCUGGUGUUCGGUGACAACAAUCCCAUCAACAGCCAGAUCAUCAUGUACCUGCUGUCCCGGAUCCUGUUUGGCCUGGCUCGGCUGGCAGUGGACAAGGGCUACAUCCCCCAGCCCAAGCAGGAUCCCUUCCCUCUCGUGGCUGCCCUGGUGUGGGGGACAGUGCUGUGGCUCUUUGAGUACCACAAGGAGACCCUGCAGCCCUCCCUGCAGUCCUCCAUGACCUACCUGUACGAGGACAGCGAGGUGUGGCACGACCUGUCUGAUUUCCUCAUUUACAACAAAAGGACAGACAGCAAGUAGGUGCUUCUUGUCUAACGCCUCGGAAUGGGAUGGGACCUCCCAGCAGCUGAGGGAAAAGGCUAUUCUGUUGCUCUUGACCUUGUGAUUUUUUWAAAUUWACAUCUAUCAAGCAGAGUUGGCUCUUAUCUGCAGGCCAAAAUGUUCUGAUCAGUCUUUUGGCUCCUUUUAGAGCAAGCAGAUGCCCCACUGAAACUUGUUGCAGUCUUUUUGAAGAGGCCUUAUUUUCCCUACKAGUAUGGCUUUGGGGUUUGUUUUUAAAAACUUAAUAUUUUUUAUAAAAUGACAGCCUGACACUAAAUGGAGAGUACGAAAACGUGUUCUAGAGCUGAUCUGAAUGUUUACAAGCAGUUUUUUCUGUGCUGCUGUGCUCACUGUGGUGUGAUGCAGGGGUGAAGGGAGUGGGGGAUCUGCUGAGCUCUGAAAGCACAACCAUCAUUUCUUGUUUUGCUGGAAGUCCUGUAUAAGCUAUUACAAGGACAGUUGUGUGCUCCUUGAGAGAGUUCCUCUGGAGUUUUCCCUCAGGGAGAACAAAAUAUGUGAGAAUGAAACAGUUAAGGUUGUCUUGUGCCAGCCUGUAAAUCAGGCUUGGAAAGAUUAUUUGUGCUUGGUUUCUUUCAUGCACUUGGGCCGAAUCUGUGCCUCUGCAAAGUGCAUCAGUGAAUAUCCUGUAAUUAUUUUAAACUUAUUUGUAAAGCUCUUAAAAGCUUGAACUAAAUACCAAAAACAGUUACACAACUUGGGCUCCUCUACAGCCAGGCCUCAGAUUUUGUCCUGAGGACUUUGUGUGUCCAAGGGAGCAACGUUUAACGAGCACUUUUUAUUUUGGUGCAGCAUGAAAAGGGUUUGCCUGAGGUCCACAAUCUGCCCUGCACAGCAGUGGCACGUGUUGGCUGUAACCAGUUUUGAAUCUGAUUUUGUAGUUUGUGCAGGCUCAUUGCUGAGCCAGGCUGAGGCCAUUAAUUAAUUUAUUAAUCAUCUUCCUGUCCAAAACACACUGCUGAGCCCCAGGAUAGGGCAGCAUGCCCUGGGCUGUGGCAGGAGACUGACUAGAUAGCUGAGAAAGCACAAAAACUACUUYCAUUAAUAAAUUAUUAAAUUAAUAAAUUAAUAAAUU